Molecule: messenger RNA, 708 nt
Organism: Argiope bruennichi
Lineage: Eukaryota; Metazoa; Arthropoda; Arachnida; Araneae; Araneidae
Exons: 1
Coding region: 1-708 (235 amino acids)
Molecular function (GO): nucleic acid binding; zinc ion binding
Source: RefSeq, a predicted model, not a curated record
AUGGGUAAAUUUAAACGUUCAAACAAUGCAUCGACUGUUCAAAACAAUUUUCAACGAUUCUUUAUUGUUCAUCGAAUUUCAGACUCCAAAGAAACAUUCCACGGUGUGUCUCCUUUUCUUGUUGAAAAGGAUAUUACUGGAAAUCUAGGUGAAGUGAAAUCUAUUAAUAAACUCAGAUCUGGCGAUCUUUUGGUUGAAGUUGGAUAUGCCAAACAAGCCAAACAAAUUUUAAACCUAAAGUCAUUGUCAACUAUUUCCGUAGAAGUUAAUCCUCACCCAUCAUUAAACUCAUGCAAAGGAGUUAUAUCAUGCGGUGAAUUGUGUAAUGUUUCGAUUGAAGAGAUUAUUGAAAAACUAAAAGAUCUGGGAGUGACCAAUGUAAGACGUAUUACUGUAAGGAGGGAUGGCAAACUCUUAAACACAAAGCAUCUUGUGUUAUCUUUCAAUUCUUCUAAUUUACCAGAUUAUAUUAAAGCUGGAUAUAUGCGCCUUUCUGUAAGAACUUGUAUACCAAACCCUUUGAGAUGCUUCAAUUGCCAGCGUUUUGGACAUUCAAAAUCUUCUUGCCGCGGGACAUUGACAUGCGCCCGUUGGGCAGAAGUAGGCCAUGACAGCACUAACUGUACUAAUGCAGGGAAAUGUGUUAACUGCAAGGAUGAUCAUGCUUCUUUUUCCCGAAACUGCUUUUCUUUGAAACAAGAAAACUAA